AUGGCCGACAUGGACGUAUUUUCUGCGAUGGGCAUUGUUGGUUUCGGCAAGGCUGCCAAAAAGCGAGAGCUUGAUCCCAACAGGUUCGACAAAACGAAACGUGAGGAGCUCGUGCAGCCCAAAGUGGAGGCGAAAUCCUUGAUCCCUGUUUCAGGGCCUUCCACAGUAUCUAUCCGGGCACAAUAUCAAUCUGACGAAGACUCGGACGACCCCGGGCCUUCCCUUCCGCAACCAAGCCUUUUCAAACAGGAUACUGAUGGCGUAGGCAAUGAAGACAACGAAGAUGAUGAUGCUGUCUCUACUGACGACGAGCCUGAAUACGACCCCAGCGCUCCCUCGCUAUCGGCCCCCGAUUUUCCGAUCACCCACGAGGCAACGCUCAAAGAGCACACCAAGGUGAUUUCCGCGCUUACAGUGGAUCCAAGCGGUGCACGUGUUUUGAGCGGCUCGCAUGACUAUGAUUGUAAGUUGUGGGAUUUUGGUGGAAUGACGACGCAAACGAGGUCCUUCAAGACAUGGGAGCCUGCAGGCAGUUACUAUGUUAAUGACCUCAAGUACUCUAACGAUGGCCAGCAGUUCCUCGUAAUUUCAGGGACAAUUCAGGCUAAGCUGUUUGAUCGGGAGGGCGAGGAGAAAGCAACGUUCGUCAAGGGUGAUAUGUAUAUCAGAGACAUGAAGCACACUGCUGGACAUGUCGGGGAACUUUCAAGCUGCAUGUGGCAUCCGAAGGACAAGCAGUAUUUUAUCACUAGUUCGGCAGACUCGACCAUUAGAAUAUGGGAUGUCGAGAACAAACGAAAGCAGAAAUCUGUUAUUGUUGUCAAAUCAAAAGAACGUGGUGCACGGACCAAAGUGACGACGUGCGCUUACUCUACCGACGGAACGAUGAUUGGAGGCGCCUGUCUCGAUGGCGCACUGCAUAUGUGGCAGGCAUCAUCAAAUUUUGUGAGACCAAACAUGACGAUCGAAGGCGCACACACGAAAGGCACGGAUGUUGGAUCUCUGGUUUUUUCCGUUGAUGGGAGAACAGUGCUGACGAGAGGAGGGGACGACACCGUCAAGCUGUGGGAUUUACGAGCCUUUAAACGACCGCUCGCGUCACAUUCGGGGGCUACUACAUUGUAUCCUGGCACUAAUGCUACGUUCAGCCCUGAUGAAAAGUAUAUCCUAACAGGCACUGGAGCCCCCUCAAAGGGAGGACGAGGUAAAUUAACGUUACUCAGCCGAGAGAAUCUCAGUGUCGUAAAGGAGAUCGACAUGGACACGACACCUGUCAAAGUGGUCUGGCACUCCAAGAUAAAUCAAAUUAUUACAGGUCUUGCGAAUGGUACCAUUUCAGUUCUGUAUUCGCCGGAGACGUCGUUGAAUGGUGCAAAACUGUUGCUGUCAAAGGGAGCCCCAAAAAGACCGACGAUCGAGGACUUGUCGGACGCACUCGCUGCACCAACGAUCUUGACGCCACAUGCCUUGCCAAUGUUCAAAGAUGGGGAGGGAUUGGUGAAGGGAAUGAAGAGGAAGCGGGAAAAGGACCGGAUGGACCCGAGGAAGAGCAGGAGGCCGGAGUUGCCGGUUACAGGACCGGGUCGGGGAGGACGGGUCGGUGCGAGUGCGACGCAGCACGUUGUGCAGAACUUGGUGCGGGAUACAACACGCGACGAAGAUCCACGGGAGGCAUUACUCAAGUAUGCGAAGAUGGCAGACGAAGACCCUCAAUGGACUUCAGCAUGGCGACAAAACCAGCCCAAACCCAGGACGAGGAGGAAGAGGAGGAAGGAUGAGCACCAGACUUAUGAAGUUGUGGAUAUUAGAGCAGGAAUUAAGCACAGCGCGACCAACACCGAACAACGAUCGAUUCUUUCUAUCGCCGUCAACGGUGACAAUGUUGUCAAUGCUUCCAUCCCCAUUCACCCUCCGAGCGGAACACCAAGACCAAUGGAGGGCCAGUUGUUGGAUGAUGUAAAGAUGGCAGAGGAGACAAUAGUUGAUGAUUCGGAUGAAGUCCCUACAACUAAUGGCGUACACACCGCUGACGCCGAUGGAGAUGUCCACAUGGACCAGUCUCCCCCUACCACCAACGGUCACUCCAAUGGUACACCAUCCCAUUUCUCACCAGCUCCUGUGGACUCUGCUGGCCCACCGACAUCGCGUGCUACUUCCAAUUUCGAUUCUCCUCAGCAGCGCUCGGACGCCGUCGAUGAUGAUGAAGCCAAACCACCUCCAGCUAAGCGCGCGCGUAAAUAUUCAGACGCCGAUCAGGCAUCCAUUGCCAAUACCGGUUCUCCCCCUCCUAUUACAGCAUCCUCUGUACAAACAAAUGGUGACACCGUUGUAUCAAGUCCAAUCCCAGCGUCUACGCCAACGGGAAACGGCAUAUCGACCCUCAGUCCCGUGCAACACAGAUUUUGUCUGUCCACGAUACGUUCGCUUAAGAAGCUCAAAGAUGCUUCUGCAUUUGUGCAUCCCGUGGACUCCGUCGCCCUUAAUAUUCCCCAUUACCCGACCAUAAUUAAGACCCCAAUGGACCUGAGCACCAUCGAGCGCAAGCUCAUGUCAUCUAAUCCCGCUAAGCCAGAGACCAAUCCCAACAUUCCACGCUAUUACAGCGCGGAGGAGUUCGUCUCUGACGUGCGGCUGGUGUUCAGCAAUUGCAUCACGUUUAAUGGCCCGGACCAUGUGAUUGCUCAGGCAGGCAAACACGUCGAGGCUGUCUUUGAUAAGCAGAUCAAGCAGCUUCCACCUCCAGCCGAGCCGAAGCCUCCUAUUGUCAAGAAAGUUGCCACGCCUCCACCCCCGCCUCCACCAGCUCCCCCCAAGAAAGCCGCGGCAGCACCCGUUCGUCGUCCUUCAACCUCCGUUCCUGUCAUUCGGCGCAACGAGGCCGAACAGGCAUCUGCACGGCCGAAACGUGAAAUCCAUCCUCCUCCUCCCAAAGACCUACCAUAUGCCGAUGUGCCAAAAAAGAUGCGCAAGGUCAAGGUGCCUAAGGACGAUGGCACAGGGGAACAGCUCAAAUAUUGUGGAAGGAUCUUGAGUGACCUGCAACGAAAGCAGCAUCAAACGAUUGCCGCUCCGUUCUAUGAGCCUGUUGAUGCUGUAAAGCUUGAUAUUCCGACAUAUUAUAGAGUCAUCAAGAAACCCAUGGACAUGUCAACCAUGCGGAAGAAGCUAGAGGCCGGGGAGUAUCCCAAUGCCUCGAAGUUCUUUGAUGACUUCAAACUCAUGAUCCGCAACUGUUUCUUGUUCAACCCCGCCGGAACACCUGUCAAUCAAGCAGGGAUCGAGUUGCAGCGGUUGUUUGACGAGAAGUGGAAGAAUCUACCGCCCCUUCGGGAUGCAAGUGAUGAUGAAGAGGAGGAGGAAGAAGAUGAGGAGUCGGAGGAAGAACGUAAUCGCAGGAUCGCCAACAUAGAGGCUCAAAUUGAGUCGAUGCGCGGUAAUCUCAUGGCUCUGAAGGCCAAGCCGGCUAAGGAGAAGAAGAAAAAGGAGAAGAAAGAGAAGGCUCCUGUCGCUUCUACCUCAAAGGCCGCUGCUUCGCGCGCACCCAAGGCAGCACCUGCGACCAACGGGAACAAGCGUAAGACCACGACAAAGAAACCUAUGGCCGAGGACGAUGCGCUGUCGUUUGAGCAGAAGAAGGACUUGAGUGAGGCUAUUACCAGUCUCGAUGGAGUCAAGCUUGAGAAGGUCAUCCAAAUCAUUCAUGAGGGUGUUCCCGAAAUUCGUGAUAGUACCGAGGAGAUCGAACUUGAAAUCGAUAUACUACCACCACAUGUUCUCACAAAGUUAUACAACUUUGUGCUUCGACCUCUGCGGCAACCAACGCAGAAACGGAAUCGAACUGGCAAGGGCACGGGUACUGGUGGCCUUAAACGGAAGAGCAUGGACGAGACUGCUGAAGCUGAAAAGAUUCGCAAGCUGGAGGAGCGGAUGCGACUCUUCGACGAUAACAACUUUGCCACACCCAACGCUACACCUGCGCUAGCUCAUCAGAACGAUAGCGAUCAUUCAUCGGACUCUUCUUCAGACGACAGCUCGGGCAGCGAGUCGGAGUAA
Messenger RNA from Suillus plorans, 4053 nucleotides. RefSeq lists its product as uncharacterized. Bases 1 to 4053 code for a protein of 1350 amino acids. Gene Ontology annotation, molecular function: protein binding. The record is from RefSeq and is a predicted model, not a curated record. Lineage: Eukaryota; Fungi; Basidiomycota; Agaricomycetes; Boletales; Suillaceae. Gene Ontology annotation, cellular component: site of double-strand break; nucleus. The transcript has 18 exons. Gene Ontology annotation, biological process: regulation of DNA double-strand break processing.